CAAUUCUGCUGCCUUCCCAUACAGCACAAGGCAAUGGCCUUCCAUUUCUCCAGAAACCUUGUUCCCCAAAUUCUGAUACACGAAGCAGUCCAUUAACCCUGUCUCUACAUGUUGUUCAGUCUCUUCAUUGUCUCCCCAGUAUAUCUUUGAGCUGGGUAACUGCUAUUGUUGCGCAUACUCGAGUAGCAUCAUACUAGCAUUUAUAAUUAUGUGGCUAUUAAACUGCGAGACUCUCAAAUGUGAACGAGUCCUCCAGCAUACGAGAUAUGUGAUCCUUUCGCACACAUGGGGUGAUGAGGCAGAAGAGAUCAGCUUCCGCGACCUGAACGAUCCCCAAAUUACAAAGUCAAAGAAAGGUUGGGAUAAGCUGCAGAAUUCCUGCAAGGUAGCCAAAGCUGCUGGGUACAAGUAUAUUUGGAAUGACACAUGCUGCAUCAACAAGGAAAGCAGCAGCGAACUCUCGGAAGCUAUCAACUCCAUGUUUAAAUGGUACGAGAGCGCAGAUGUUUGCUAUGCUUACUUGGAGGACUUUGACAGUUGCGACGAGUCUCGGAGUUUCGCAACCUCGCGGUGGUUUACUCGAGGCUGGACUUUACAAGAGCUUGUAGCUCCAUCAGACGUGCAAUUCUUUGAUAAAAACUGGGUCAAUUUCGGCAACAGAGCGAAUCUGAAGGAAGAAAUAUCAUCAAUCACAAAGAUACAGCAGGACAUCUUGGAGUGUUCCACGGGAAGACGCAUCCGCACGCUCCUAGACAGAAUUCCCAUUGCUCGCCGCAUGGCUUGGGCGGCUCUGCGGGAGACCACACGGACCGAAGACAGGGCGUACUCCCUGCUUGGUAUCUUCGACUGUAAUAUGCCUUUAAUUUACGGAGAGGGUUCUCGGGCUUUUCAUCGGCUACAGGAGGAAAUAAUCAGCCGAACAAGCGAUCUCUCACUCUUUGCGUGGCGGUCUGAAGCCACAACCAUUACAUAUGGGCCAUCGAAACGCGAGACUAUUCCUCCCCUAGGGUGCGGAAUUUUAGCUUCAUCUCCCCGACAAUUUAAAAACUCUCACAGUAUCCAGUUAAUCUGCGUGAAAGGCCAGCAGCCUGAAUUUACUGUGACCAAUAGAGGUAUACGAGUAUCAAGCAAAUUCCGAGGAGAUAGGGACACUUAUCUUUCCAUGGGUCUGAUGUGCUAUUUGAAUGGAACUGAACGUGAAGAGUUGCAUAUACACCUCGAACCCUUGGAUGGGCAUACAUACGGGAGAAGAUCGCCCCACAAGCUCUUCAUCAAACCACAUCGGACGGAAUGGGAUGGAGAUGUCUGCAUCCGUCUUAGUACAAAGAUUCAUUCCAUCUCUCAGCAUGCGAACCCCGUGUAUCUCGGUCCAAACAUAUACAUAGGGGAAAGUCUACGAAAACUAGCCAGGGAUACUAGAUUACGCGUUGGACCUCGGAGAGGAAACUGGGAUAAAUCGAGACACAUGUUCCUCACAUAUGAACUGUCGGCAUUCAGUGGGUUUUUCAUAUUUUGGAGACCCGGUUCCAAGGCUCCUAUUUCUAUUGCUUUCGGAUUUGAUAAUGACAAGAGCUUUUGGCUACUGAUGACCACAGCGGGUGUUGAGUUGGACACCCACAAGGCCAUUUGUAGCGAGAGGGAAGAUCGGAUAAUGAGCCUUAAACAUUUAGCUACUACAGAGACUCCGAGCUUGAACAUCGAUUUCAAAGAUACAGGAGGGCGAAAGUUGACACAAACGAUAACAAUUUCUGCUCAACAAUAUUUUUCUGACGGCAUACCAGUGUACGUCAUCGGUGCAGUGGAGCAGACUAUGACUGUGUCUGAAAAAGAAGGGUGCUGUGUUAUUCUGUGAGCUUCGCACGGUACUCAGAUUGGGUCGAUUUUCCAGAUAACAUGACCUAAAUUUUUGGUGAUUGGUAGGAUGAGCAGUUGGUAUGCGCCAUACAAGCUUGUGCCAGAU
Messenger RNA from Xylaria bambusicola, 1960 nucleotides. Its product is annotated as heterokaryon incompatibility protein-domain-containing protein. The transcript has a single exon. The record is from RefSeq and is a predicted model, not a curated record. Bases 209 to 1852 code for a protein of 547 amino acids. NCBI's taxonomy places the organism in Eukaryota, Fungi, Ascomycota, Sordariomycetes, Xylariales, Xylariaceae.